Molecule: messenger RNA, 2109 nt
Organism: Alosa sapidissima (American shad)
Lineage: Eukaryota; Metazoa; Chordata; Actinopteri; Clupeiformes; Clupeidae
Product: cytosolic phospholipase A2 zeta-like
Biological process (GO): glycerophospholipid catabolic process
Cellular component (GO): cytosol
Molecular function (GO): calcium ion binding; calcium-dependent phospholipid binding
Source: RefSeq, a predicted model, not a curated record
AGGAUCAUUAGUACCCAACUGGUAGGUCGGCAUCACUUAAUGUGCACCGACGAUAGGCUGUCUUAGCUGGUGAGCUUCAAUUAACGGGCUUUGGCUUUUUCAGAAUGUCCUUAUGGUCGAAUGGAUAGGUCAUAGGCCACUUCUCUUUUUAUAUGUGAUUAUGCUUCACAUCUUAUCACAAACGUGGAGGCGAAAUGGCAGGGCCCAGUAGACCUACACGAUGCCAGGAAUGAUGUAGCCUAUCCGGGAGGCUAAUUUGAGCAACACAUUUCAACAGGGACAACUUGAUGGGUAUGCUACUGGGGGAUAGAGGAUAGGCUACCCAUGCCUUCCGACAUUCAUCACCCUUCCGAUGCUGGAGCGCAAAGGCAAAGGCAGGAGCUGGCGCUGCGUCUGGACUUUGACAUCCCGUCAGCGGAGAAGCACUUCCUGGAGAAGAGGAAGGUGGUGGUGGUGGGUCGGGCUCUACAGAAGCUGCUGGAGCUCAGCUCUCCUCCAGACACAGAUAAGGCCCCCCUAGUGGGUGUGGUUUGCUCAGGGGGAGGGACCAGGGCGAUGACUGGCAUCUUUGGGAGUCUGAGGGGCCGUUUAUACGAGGACGAUUGCGAAGGAAGACGACAAAAUAUUAAAAAUGAAGACGAGACGCCACUUCUGCGUCUUCUCUUUUCAUCGUCACCGUAUAAACGUAGCCUGAGGGGUCUCCAGACUCUGGGGAUCCUGGAUGCUGUCAGCUACAUCACCGGCGUUUCAGGGUCCACAUGGGCCAUGUCCACUCUGUAUGAGAAUUCUGAUUGGUCAAAAGAGGACAUGGGUGUGGUCACUGAGCCAAUGAAGAUUGAGAUGAUCCAGAGGUACAAGGACAUACUGUCCACUGAGAAGAUCGGUUACUACAGAAAGGAGAUGGAGCAGAAGGAAAAGGAGGGACAUCCAGUGUCCUACAUUGACAUGUGGGGUCUGGCUAUCGAACACCUCAUCUAUGUGCAGAAAUGGGAGAGUACCCUCUCUGACCAGAAGAGGGCGGUAUCAGAGGGACAGAAUCCUCUGCCCAUCUACACAGCUGUGAACAUGAAGAGUAGCCAGAAAGGCAUCAACGCAGAGGCCGAAUGGUGUGAAUUCAGCCCUUUUGAAGUGGGUAUUCCAAAGUACGGUGCAUUUGUGCCUACUAAGCGCUUUGGCAGUGAGUACUUCCUGGGUCACCAGCUCAACAACCUUCCAGAGAAUCGUCUGCCUUUUCUGAUAGUUUUGUUAACCUGUCUGUUUGCUUCUCAGGUGCUGAAGAAAACCCAGAAGCACUGCACUGACCACAGGAUCCCGUUCCCUCACAUCGAUUUCAGCCGUGUGGAGAAUGAGCCCAUGAAGGAGGUGUAUGUGUUUGAGGACAAGAACAAUCCCAAAGCUCCCAUUGUGGUUCACUUCCCCAUGGUCAACCUCACCUUCAGAAAGUUCAAAGCCCCAGGAGUCAAGCGAGAAGGGGAAGAUGAAUUGAAACAGGGAGAGGUGGACCAAGGACUCGCCAUACCUCACCUCGCUUACCAAACUGGCCUACCACCUGAGGACUUCCAGAAGCUGAUGGAUCUUACUUGCUACAACGUCCUGAACAACCGCGACAUCCUGCGGUCAGCUCUACGCAGAGCGCUACACAGAGAGAGAACCUAUGUGGACGGGGACGCACGCAAGGACCACCCCUGCUCCUGAACAGAUCCUCCAAAUUGUGUAUUUUUGAUAGGAAAUAGAAAUUAUACAUACAGGCAUAGAUGAUGAAGUUUAUACAUAGAUGUUUAAUUUAUGUCAAACCGUAUGGCUACACUGGUUGAAACAUAUUCCAUUUGUACAUUUUCCUGUGACUGGUCACACACAACAACAACAACAAAAACAUCCAAAUUUGUUGACUGCAGUACAUCAGGUAAUCAUUUUCUUAGGGUCUAUUAGUCACUUCAUUGGAUUAAAAUAAUGCAAAUGUAUUAAGAUAAACACCAUGGAAAUAUUAAGCUUAAGUAAUUGUUGUUUAGUCAUUGAUUAAUAUAGCAACUAAUUUCAUUUGGACAAUUUGGAACCAGAAAUAUGUUAAUCCUGUGUGAUGAAAUUAAUAAAGUAUCUUUGUAAAGCCUC